AUGUCUACGGGUAACCCCCUGCCGAAGGUGAAAAAGAUUCACCUACUGAGUCGCUAUUCCGACGACACUGAUAGACUCGCCAGCUUAAAGUGCGAGGAUCCUAUUAAACUUCCAGUCCUCAGCCCGAAUGGUCCGGUCAACAAGUUGUACUCAGUUAUCCUCUCAAGAUACGUACAUGAGGAAUUCCAAACAGACUAUAUGAUACGACACGAUCCUAUCCAUUACGAACAUCGGUACACGGUUUGGCUCGGUAUUGACUUGGAUAGCUUUGGAUCAAUCGAUGCUCCAGCUAAAUUUUUCCAAGUGCUGGAGAAGUCCCUUUUGGCGGAACGUAUGGUCUUACAGGAGAAUCCACCGCCUGUGAUUAUUGAGCGUACACUAUGGCCUACGUCGAUUAGGCGUGGACUAUGGAUGGUGAUGUAUGGGUAUUUCGGGAAUUGGUAUGAGUCAGAAGGGAAAAAAAUGGGCAAUAUUGGCUGCAAAGAGGCGAACGCGCCUCCUGAAGAGGCUUUGGGAGCGAGGGGAUGUACAGCUUGUCAAUGA
Molecule: messenger RNA, 543 nt
Organism: Penicillium egyptiacum
Lineage: Eukaryota; Fungi; Ascomycota; Eurotiomycetes; Eurotiales; Aspergillaceae
Source: the annotation of a GenBank genome assembly